AUAAGCAAGGAUAAAGGUUUGGAGGCAAGGCAGACACCACAAUUCCUGCUUAUCUCAAAGGCCUUAGGAGAUAAGGACAUUCUGGAAGAGCUGACCUCGGAUAAUUAUCACAGCUGAGUUUGAUUCUUCACAGCAGCUCUGCAAGAAAACCCCAAGGAGGAGGGGGGCGCCGCUUCCCCACAAAUCCCCUGAGGACUUCAGCCCAUGGUUCCCUGGCCAGAGUGGGGUCACCUGGUCACUUAUGCAAGAAAGAAGAUACGAAUGCAUUAACAACCUGAACCACAGUGGGGAUCUCCUCGUAAGGAACAAGGAGGGCAUGGAUCUGGGGCAGGCCGUUUACAAUGCCUGUUGCAAGCCCUGAGAGCUGCUUCAACAUCUCAGAAAUGUUUAUGCAGCAGUAGGCCUGGCUCUCCCCGCAACCCCAGGGCAGUAAAGGGUGGAAAGUUACAAAGGACUGACUUGGCUAGAAAGGAACCCACAUGGGAUAAACUGUCUCAGAGAAAAAUCCCGUCACUGUUGAUAUUUGAGCAGAAACUGAGACAUCAGGUGGCAGGAGAGCUGCAGAGAUUCUUCAGCCAUUGGACGGGCACUCAGGCCACAUCCACCCCGGGGGGCCCGUCUAGCUCCCCAAUGAUAUCAUUUUGCAUGUUUUGGAAGGAGAAAGUGUGCAUGCCUGCAUACGUGGCCUGUGAAUGCACCUUCUGAUUUACACGCGUGCACUGCAGGCUUCCUGCUCACACUGGAUUCCCACGUCCCCACGGGAAUGCACCUUCUGAUUUACAUGCGUGCACUGCAGGCUUCCUGCUCAUGCCGGAUGGCCCUCGGUGCAUAGAGUGAUCGGUCACAGAGGCUGGAAGCGGAGGGAGGUUUAGAACCAUCUGGCCCAGCUCCCUUACUUUGGAGUGCAACAAAGAUUCAACACAGCUCCAAGGAAGGAGCCAAGAAAAAUAUUCCGUGCCAAAGUGAGACCCCGGAAGUGAAACCCCGGAACAAAGCUGAACAACGGGCUCCAGUUGGGUGCCAGCAAACGUAGGACAGGAAUGUGACUUCCGGCAGCACACAGGUGCUCCCAGGUCACCUGCUUUGUGGUCCAGCCUCCUGCUGAGUCACCUGCUUUGUGAUCCAGCUUCCUGCUCUGCCCCAGGUGACCACAUGACCACCGUGGACUUUGCCCUGAAAUCUUUUGGGAGGAGAAGAGGCCUGACCUUGGGGCUGGGGGCCAGCGGGCACUGCCCUGGUCCAAGGCUGCUGCUCUUGACCUCUGCUCUGAGGCUGUUUUCCACUGGAGCAGAGGCUCCUUCUGUCCUGCCUGUGGAGGGAAGCAAACCUUCCCCUGGGCCAGAGAGAGGAGAAAAGGGAGACAGGUAGCAACGCUGUGGACUGGUGAUGAUAGGCUCUUCAGCUCCCUGCAAGUGACCGGGCCUGGGGAACAGGGCAUGGCACAGGCACACAGGACCCCCCAGCCCAGGGCUGCCCCCAGCCAGCCCCGUGCAUUCAAGCUGGUUCUCCUGGGAAGUGGCUCCGUGGGUAAGUCCAGCUUGGCUCUUCGGUACGUGAAGAAUGACUUCAAGAAUAUCCUGCCUACGGUAGGCUGUGCGUUCUUCACAAAGGUGGUGGAUGUAGGCACCGCCUCUUUGAAGCUUGAGAUCUGGGACACAGCUGGCCAGGAGAAGUACCACAGUGUCUGCCACCUCUACUUCAGGGGCGCCAAUGCUGUGCUUCUGGUGUACGACAUCACCAGGAAGGAUUCCUUCCUCAAGGCUCAGCAGUGGCUGAAGGACCUGGAGAAGGAGCUCCACCCAGAAGAAGUCCUGGUGAUGCUGGUGGGCAACAAGACAGACCUCAGCGAGGAGCGGGAGGUGACCUUCCAGGAAGGGAAGGAGUUUGCCGAGAGCCAGAAGUUGCUGUUCAUGGAAACUUCGGCCAAACUGAACUACCAGGUGUCAGAGGUGUUCAGUGCCAUGGCCCAAGAGCUACUGCAGAGAGAUGACAGGGAGGGCCAGGCUCCGGAGGGGGAUGCAGCUGUGGCUCUGAACCAGGGGCCUGCGAGGCAGGCCAAAUGUUGUGCCCACUAGGUGCAGCCACUCCUGGGGGCUGUGGAGGAGACGCCCCCUGCCUGGGCCAUGGCCAGCUCUGCGAGGAUUCUGAUUCGCUCUCAAUGCUGGGUUGCUCCCGAGCCCUAGAGGUUCCUGGAAGCUGGCCCCAUUUAUAAAAACCACUUCCUACAGCCAGUGGGAACCGCCAGGGGAAGAUCUGAUGUCACAGGGCUCCCAGGAAAGUGCUGUGCCCCAUCCCCACCGACACCCUCUGAUCCCCCGAUGCCUGUGCCUGCCCUACCUGGACGGUGGCCCCCUCAGCCAGGCAGCCUCUGGGCAGAGAGGAAGGAAGGAUUGGAAAAGUCCCUGGAGCACAGUGAUGGUGGGAAGAAGCCUUACGCCUGAUCUGGGGGGCACUGGCCUGGAGCUUGGGCCCACCUGCUUUGGGGAGUUGGGGAGCAGGCCCAGAUGGAGGUGGUGGUGCCGGGAAGAAACGGAGCAAUGACUGACUGUGGGGUGGGCGCGGGAUUUCCGCAUAUUGGUGAAGUUGCCCAUGGGAAGCGCAGCUGGGGGCAGUGGCGCCAGUUCCCUCCCAUGGUCUCCCGGCUGGCAGUGUGGUGAAGCUGAGUUUCUGUCCAAUGCGUAGGAAGGUUCUGAGACAUUUCGCCUGAGGUGUAAGGUGUACUGUGUAUGCAUUGUUUUCUCCAAAAAUUAAAUUGCUUUUGACAAUCUG
This is a messenger RNA of Chlorocebus sabaeus (green monkey), 2769 nucleotides long. It is a transcript of the gene RAB17, whose product is annotated as RAB17, member RAS oncogene family. NCBI's taxonomy places the organism in Eukaryota, Metazoa, Chordata, Mammalia, Primates, Cercopithecidae. Gene Ontology annotation, molecular function: GTPase activity; GTP binding. The record is from RefSeq and is a predicted model, not a curated record.